Messenger RNA from Eutrema salsugineum, 1601 nucleotides. Its product is annotated as cytochrome P450 71A23. Gene Ontology annotation, molecular function: iron ion binding; oxidoreductase activity, acting on paired donors, with incorporation or reduction of molecular oxygen; heme binding. The transcript is spliced from 2 exons. Bases 22 to 1491 code for a protein of 489 amino acids. The record is from RefSeq and is a predicted model, not a curated record. Lineage: Eukaryota; Viridiplantae; Streptophyta; Magnoliopsida; Brassicales; Brassicaceae.
GAAUCCAAAAUUUACAAAAAUAUGAACAUGAUACUUCUCUUAUGCAUCAUAUUUUCCAUUACCAUUCUCUUCUUGAAAAAACUGACGACAGGGAAGAAAAGUAAUACAUUGGCAUCACCACCGAGACUUCCGUUGAUCGGAAACCUUCAUCAGCUCGGCCAACAUCCUCACCGAUCACUACGCACCCUGAGCCACCGUUACGGACCUCUCAUGCUCCUUCACUUUGGCACUGUCCCCGUUCUUGUAGCCUCUUCCGCUGACGCUGCUCGAGACAUUUUGAAGACCCAUGACCGCGUCUUCGCGAGCCGACCACGUUACAGAAUCUACGAAAAGCUUCUCUACGGGAGCCGCAAUAUGGCCUCAGCUCCUUAUGGAGAGUAUUGGAGGCAAAUGAAGAGUGUGAGUGUCAUACAUCUCCUAAGCAACAAAAUGGUACGUUCUUUUCGAGAAGUGAGACAAGAAGAGAUAAGUCUGCUGAUGGAAAAAAUCAAGAAACUGAGUUCUUCUUCGCCGAUGAAUCUAAGCAAGCUCAUGACGACUUUAACUAACGAUGUUAUAUGUAGAGUUGCUUUGGGAAGAAAAUACGGUGCUGGAACAGAUUUUAAAGAGUUAAUAGACCGGCUCAUGAGGCAAUUGGGUACGUUUAGUCUCGGGAGUUAUGUACCGUGGCUUGCAUGGACUGAUUGGAUCCGUGGUCUAGAUAGUCAACUUGAAAAGACGGCAAAAGAUUUUGAUGAGCUCUUGGAGAAGAUUGUGCAGGAUCAUGAAGAUGGAGAUGGCGAUAAAGCUGAUUUCGCCGAUGUAUUACUCGCCGUUCAGAAAGAGAAGAGCGUUGGGUUUGAGAUCAACCGGUUAAGCAUAAAGGCAAUCAUCUUGGAUGCUUUUGUGGGUGGUACAGACACAUCUUCAACGCUUUUGGAAUGGGAAAUGACAGAGCUUCUUCGUCACCCAAAGUGUCUGAAAAGACUUCAAGAAGAAGUCCGUACAGUUUGUAAGGGGAGAUCAAGUGUAUCAGAGGACGACAUUCAAGAAAUGAACUACUUAAGAGCUGUGAUCAAAGAGACACUCAGGCUACAUCCUCCAGUUCCAUUGAUGGUUCCUCACGAAUCAACAGAAGAUGUGAAACUAAGAGAACACCACAUACCAGCCGGUACACAGGUUAUGAUCAAUCUUUGGGCGAUCGGGAGAGAGGUAGCCACGUGGGGACCGGACGCCGAGGAGUUUAGACCGGAGAGGCAUUUAGAUUCUUCUUCCUCUGCUGCUGAUUUCCGUGGUCAGGAUUUUGAGCUGAUUCCGUUUGGUUCAGGGAGAAGGAUGUGCCCUGGAAUAUCAUUUGCUGUGGUGUUGAAUGAGGUGGUUUUGGCUAACUUAAUGCAUCGGUUUGACUGGCAAUCUACAGAAGAUCAUCAAACCGAUGUUGCUGAAUCAAUCGGUAGUGUGAUUCGCCGCAAGUUCCCUCUUUACGUGACUGCCUCACCUACUACUACUUAGACCAAUACAUAACUGCUUACUAGCUAUUAUAUUAUGUUAUGUCUUUGAUAAACAUGUUUUAGACAUUUGAAAAGUUAUUACUAGCCAAGAAGAGAUGUUUGAGUUUUAAG